This is a messenger RNA of Punica granatum (pomegranate), 3178 nucleotides long. NCBI's taxonomy places the organism in Eukaryota, Viridiplantae, Streptophyta, Magnoliopsida, Myrtales, Lythraceae. The record is from RefSeq and is a predicted model, not a curated record.
GAUUCCCACUCAUCCCCACUUCUUGCCACCCACUACAGUUCCCUCCAUUUCCACCUCCAUUUCCCUCCCCCCAAAUAAAGAAACGCCAUUAGAGCCCACCAAGCUCAUCAGCAAGCUCACCACACUCUCUCAGGGAAGAGUACCCGGGACCGAGGGAGUGGUAGAUCACAUGGCGCUCAGUAAAGAAAUCGUGGGUAGCUCCCUGAUCGAGCGGUCGUCGCUGGUCCCCUCGUCGAAACUGCGGUGGCAGAGCAGCCCCGUUUUGGUUCCGCUUAAACAGGGGAGGUCCGCGGACCUGUGGAAGAGGAAGAAGGUGGGGGCCGUGAGGGCAGCGGUCAGCGAGGACCUGGUCAAGGCGGUGUCUCCCACUCCGCCGGAGAAGGGGCCCGCGGCUGCGGAAGCGCAGGCGGCGUCGAAGCUCAAGGUGCGGGCGGUGGUGACGUUGAGGCAGAAGAACAAGGAGGACCUGCAGGAGACAAUUAUCAAGCACUUGGAUGCCUUCACGGACAGGAUCGGGAUGAAUGUCGUGCUUCAGCUCGUCAGCACCGAGGUUGACCCCAAGACGAAGGCUCCGAAGAAGAGCAACGAAGCAGCCCUGCGGGACUGGUCGAAGAAGUUAAAUGUGAAGGCGGAGCGGGUUCACUACUCGGCCGAGUUCACGGUGGACUCGAACUUCGGGGUCCCCGGAGCCAUCACGGUAUCCAACAAGCAUCAGAAGGAGUUCUUCCUCGAGAGCAUGACCAUCGAGGGCUUCGCCAAUGGCCCUGUUCACUUCCCCUGCAAUUCCUGGGUUCAAUCCAGGAGAGAUCACCGGGGGAAGAGAAUAUUCUUCUUUAAUAAGCCUUAUUUGCCAUCGGAGACACCGGCUGGGCUUAGAGCAUUAAGGGAAGAGGAGCUGAGGAAUCUGAGGGGAGAUGGGAAGGGUGUUAGGAAGCUGUCAGACAGGAUUUACGACUAUGAUGUGUACAAUGACUUGGGCAACCCUGAUAGGGGCAUUGAUUUCGUCCGCCCGACCCUUGGUGGAUCCAAGAUCCCUUACCCCAGAAGGUGUCGCACUGGCCGUGUCCCAACUGAUACUGACAUAAAUGCCGAGAGCAGGGUGGAGAAGCCACUCCCUCUAUAUGUCCCGAGGGAUGAGCAGUUCGAGGAGUCAAAGAUGGACACUUUCUCUACAGGCCGACUCAAGGCUGUCCUCCACAACCUGCUUCCGUCCCUGAAGGCGAGCCUCUCUGCCAAUAAUAAGGAUUUCAAUGGCUUCGCAGACAUAGACAGCCUCUACAAGGAAGGGCUCCUCCUGAAAGUUGGGCUCCAGGACGAGCUCCUGAAGAAGCUUCCCCUGCCCAGAGUGGUCCAGGAAUCUAGUCAGGGGCUCCUCAAAUAUGCCAUCCCCAAGAUUCUCUCGAAGGACAAAUUCGCAUGGCUACGGGAUGACGAAUUCGCCCGGCAAGCAGUAGCCGGGAUUAAUCCAGUGAACUUAGAGAGGCUCACUGUGUUCCCGCCCCAAAGCAAGCUCGAUCCUGAGAUUUAUGGUCCCCUAGACUCCGCUCUCAAGGAGGAACACAUAUUGGGGUAUCUCAACGGCAUGUCCGUCCAACAGGCCAUUGAUGAGAACAAGCUGUUCAUAGUGGACCACCAUGACGCAUACCUCCCAUUCCUCGACAAGAUCAAUGCGCUUGAUGGGCGUAAAGCCUAUGGGACCCGCACCAUUUACUUUCUGACCCCACAGGGCACACUGAAGCCCAUUGCCAUUGAGCUCGCUUUGCCGCCUGGGGGACCCAGUUCCCGAACAAGGCGGGUUGUCACACCUCCAGUUGAUGCUACCGCAAACUGGAUAUGGCAACUUGCGAAAGCUCAUGUGAGCUCUAAUGACGCUGGGGUCCACCAGCUUGUGAACCACUGGCUACGAACUCAUGCUUGUAUGGAACCAUUUAUACUGGCUGCGCAUCGGCAUAUGAGCGCUAUGCACCCGAUAUACAAGCUUCUUGAUCCACAUAUGAGGUACACGCUUGAGAUCAAUGCGUUGGCCCGCCAGAACCUGAUAAAUGCAGAUGGUGUCAUCGAGGCUUGCUUUACCCCUGGGCGUUACUGCAUGGAGAUCAGCGCUGCAGCAUACAAAAACUUCUGGCGGUUUGACCAAGAGAGCCUUCCUGCUGAUCUGAUCCGAAGGGGCAUGGCAGUGCUGGAUCCUACACAACCCUACGGGUUGAGACUUGUGCUCGAGGAUUACCCAUACGCUGCUGACGGUUUAAUGAUAUGGUUUGCGAUAGAUAAAUGGGUCCGGACCUACGUGAACUACUAUUACCCAGAUGCAAGUGUGGUGUCCAAUGACCGGGAGCUCCAGACUUGGUAUACUGAAUCGGUAAAUGUGGGCCAUGCUGAUCUUCGACAUGCUGACUGGUGGCCAAGGCUGGCGAGCCCGGAGGACCUGGCCUCGAUCUUGACAAAGAUCAUAUGGCUGUCGUCCGCCCAACAUGCAGCCCUAAACUUUGGGCAGUAUCCCUAUGGGGGUUUCGUCCCAAACCGACCGCCCCUUAUGAGGAGGCUCAUCCCAGAGGAGGGCGAUCCUGAAUACACCAACUUCGUGGCCGAUCCGCAGAAGUACUUCCUAUCCGCGCUGCCAAGUCUCUUGCAGGCCACGAAAUUCAUGGCCGUGGUGGACACUCUCUCCACCCACUCCCCUGAUGAGGAGUACCUCGGGGAGAGGCAGCAGCCAUCGAUCUGGUCUGGUGAUCCUGAGAUCAUCGAGGCAUUUUAUGAGUUCUCCGCGGAAAUCGGACAAAUAGAGAAGGAGAUCGAAAGAAGAAACAGUGACCCAAAACUCAAGAACCGGUGCGGGGCAGGGGUCUUGCCCUAUGAGCUCCUUGCGCCCAGCUCGGAACCGGGUGUGACAUGCAGAGGCGUGCCAAAUAGCAUCUCAAUAUGAGCCCGAACUAGGAGCUUACCUACGCAUACCUCUAGUCAUCAGCAAUAAAAACGCACCUCCCUUGAAAAAAAAAAGUGGGUUGGCUCAAUGAGCAAGUCGGUUAAUUAAUUUGUAUUUAGAUGAUUAGAUGUUGAGCGAGUCAAUUUUGCACUUGUUGGUAUGUAGUCUGUAUAUGAACUAGAAUCCCUUGAAGCAUAGUGUUGUAUCAAUCAAUGUAUAUCAGAUCCAAUUGAGUUCCUUGAUUUUGCCGACCUC